Messenger RNA from Neoarius graeffei (lesser salmon catfish), 1551 nucleotides. RefSeq names its product replication protein A2 (gene rpa2). Bases 332 to 1132 code for a protein of 266 amino acids. Gene Ontology annotation, cellular component: site of double-strand break; chromosome, telomeric region; DNA replication factor A complex. NCBI's taxonomy places the organism in Eukaryota, Metazoa, Chordata, Actinopteri, Siluriformes, Ariidae. The record is from RefSeq and is a predicted model, not a curated record. Gene Ontology annotation, biological process: double-strand break repair via homologous recombination; nucleotide-excision repair; DNA replication. The transcript has 9 exons. Gene Ontology annotation, molecular function: DNA binding.
CGUCUGGAGAACAACUACUUUCGGGAAGGGACAUGUUUUGUAUUCAGUCUUCUAGACGAUCUGUCCGUACACUUGGGGUGUUUUAACACCUGGUCCCCUUUAAAGGAACCAGACUCAGUCCUCUUUAAGUGGACCAAAAAGUGGACCAACAGAAAAAGAACUCAGUUCUUUUUGUGUUCACACUGUGAAUUUAUUACAAAGAGGACUGGGUUCUCUUUCUGGUCCAGUUAAGCUUUGAUGGGGCCUCAGUCCUCUUUCUGUUCACACCAGGUCCUCUAGAGCCCUCAGACCCCCAGUGCACGGAAUUCUGGGGUCAUACGGAGAGGCCAGCAUGGGUGGUGGAUACACUCAGUCACCAGGGGGCUUUGGCUCACCUGCUGCCUCCCAGGGAGGAGAGAAAAAAGGGAGGACACGGGCACAGCAGAUAGUCCCCUGCACAGUGUCACAGCUCAUGUCUGCAUCCCAGGCAGAGGAUGUCUUCAGAGUAGGCGAAGUGGAAAUUGCACAAGUUACUAUUGUUGGAAUAAUCAGAAGCACAGAUAAAUCUAUGACAAACAUUCAGUACAAAGUGGAUGACAUGACUGCGGCCCCCAUGGACGUGAAGCAGUGGGUAGAUACAGAGGAUCCUAAUGUGGACAACUCAGUCAUUCCUCCAGACACAUAUGUCAAGGUCUCUGGCAACCUGCGUUCUUUUCAGAACAACAGGUCUUUGGUGGCGUUCAGUGUUCGGCCAUUAGAAGACAUGAAUGAGAUCACAUCUCAUAUGCUGGAGGUUGUGCAGGCUCACAUGCUGCUGAGCAAACCACAGAACAUGAUGGGAGGAGGAGGAGGCAUGAGUAGCAGCAUGGUGCCUAUGUCCCGCCCUGGCCUGGGUGGCAUGGGCAUGAGUGGGGGCUACUCUGGUGCCAGUGCCAUGGCCAAUAAUGGAUUAAACCCAAGUCAAAAUCAGGUUUUAUGCUUAAUAAAGAGCUGCCCAGAACCUCAGGGGAUCAGCAUGCAGGAGCUAAAGCAAAGACUAAGUGGCAUGAGCAUGACUGUAAUCAGGCAGGUUGUGGACUUUCUCAGUAAUGAAGGACACAUUUUCUCUACUAUCGACGAGGACCACUUCAGAUCAACAGAUCAAGAGGCCUAAGAACCAUCUAUUAUUUUUAAGCACUGCAACAGUAAACUAUCUCUAACUGCAUGUUCAUUGUAAAACUAGUGCUAACACAUUUAUAUGCACUGCCUCAGCAAGUGCAUGUUUCAUCUGUGCUAAGAAUAUGUUAUGGCCAGGAAAUGGUCAGCCUAGCAAGUGCUGACAGGGAAACGUUCAAAUGUGAGAAAAUUCAUGCAAGUCCUGCAACAGUUCAUGUCGUUUACGAGGGGACAUGUAAAAAGCAGUAAAGAAUAACAAGCUCUUUUGAUAAUGUUUUAAUAUUAAUGUAUACAGUGUCCUUUAAAUACAUUUCUACCCCUAAAUAAAUGGUUAAUUUGUAAUAGUCUUUUUUUUUUCUUCUUUAGAUGUUAUUUGCUUAUUUUCCUACUGCCCAAUAAAAAGGAAUUUAAAACACA